AUGCCGGCUCAGGUAGUCGCAUCACUUGCCAUCGACUUGUCUCAUUUAUUAUCAGACGCAUCUCUUGCAGACAUUAAGAUCGAAGUAGGAAACGGGGCGGACAAGAAAGUGUUCUAUGCGCAUGCAGCUGUACUUUAUACGCGCUGUCCAUACUUUAAGAAAAAGACACUAGAACAUGGAUUACAGGAUGCGAACGCCGAGUCGAGAAUCGGAGAAAAAAUUAUCAGAAUUGAUGAUAUCAGACCAAACAUUUUUGAACACAUUCUAAAUUAUAUCUACACAGACUCAACUCCCCCAACCAGCCUUCCCCCAGAUGAUCUUUUGACUCUUCUGGCCGCAUGCACCAGAUUCUCUCUUCUCUUGCUUAUCGCAUCCAUACAAACGAUCCUCGUCAACCAUCAAUCUUCGUAUCUCCUCUCUCACUUUUCGCAAAUCGAUGCCCUCUCUACGACGAACAAAAACUUCUCCAUUCUCCGCAGAUACUGUCAACACACGGUCAAGCGUCAUCCGACAGCUAUAAUGAAAUCGGAAGAAUUCGUCCGUUUGUCAGAGGACAUGCUGAUCAAGAUACUGAAAAGUGAUAAGUUGACCAUGGACGAAACGGAGAUUUGGGAAUAUGUAUUAAGAUGGGCUACGGCUCAAGAGCCGGUGCUAUUGAUGGUAUCGUCUUGGUCAGCGAAAGAAUACGAACUACUAAAGGACACUUUGAAGAACAUUAUACCCCAUCUACGAUUCUUCCAAAUGCCAUCUAAACAAUUCUUGAUCAGAAGUCGAUUAUUCCAAUACGUACUUCCAUACGAUUUAUUCAACGAUGUAUAUAAUUAUCAUACUCAGAAUUCAUACACUCCUUUAUCACCCGUAUUGCCGCAAAGGCAACAAUCAAAGAAGAGGAACGUCACUUGGCAUCACUCUAUCGACGGUGAAUACGAUGACAGUACGAACAGAGAAACACUUCCCAUUCAAUCACCAUUAAAGCCAUCAAAGAACAACCUCGACUCGCUGUUAAUAACACCCACACACGGAAACUAUCUUGCAUCUUGCAUUUUUCAACACUCUCAAAUCAACAACUCGACAAAUAAGCCAAUACCAAAUACACUAUACCGCUUCCGACUCUUGUACCGCGCAUCUCUACACUCUUUUUCCAUUUCAACGUUUCAUCGCCUGUGCGACAGACGAGGACCGACGUUAACAAUUGCACGGAUAAGCGAUUCUUCUGAUAUAGUUGGCGGAUAUACCGAUGUCUCGUGGCAAUCAUCAAAGAAGGGAUCGUUCAAAGAGUCGAACGAGUCGUUCAUAUUCUCAUUUGAUAAAGGGGAUGCCCAAAAAGCACAAGUUCAGUUGGUCAAGAAAUCGGAAAGACAACGAGCAGUCUGG
Paraglomus brasilianum is the source of this 1374-nucleotide messenger RNA. The record is from the annotation of a GenBank genome assembly. Lineage: Eukaryota; Fungi; Glomeromycota; Glomeromycetes; Paraglomerales; Paraglomeraceae.